Cavenderia fasciculata is the source of this 1050-nucleotide messenger RNA. RefSeq lists its product as uncharacterized. The record is from RefSeq and is a predicted model, not a curated record. Bases 1 to 1050 code for a protein of 349 amino acids. The transcript is spliced from 5 exons. NCBI's taxonomy places the organism in Eukaryota, Evosea, Eumycetozoa, Acytosteliales, Cavenderiaceae.
AUGUUAGAACCCAAAAACUAUGACGAUGAAAGAUUAUUGUCAACACAACUAUUACUCGCUUUUCACUCGGUUGUAUUUCUACUUUCAGCCAUCAGAACUAUUGUCGUCAUCCUUAGAGAGAAGACUCUUUGUAAAUUAAAUCAAAUCACCCAUAUAAUAUGUUGUGCCGGUAUUCUACCAACAUUGAACCAAGUUCAAUACGUACCAUAUAUAUUUGAAAAGUAUGGAGAGUUGACCAUUCUCUUAUCCUUUUUAAUGAUUCUUUUGUUUUGGAUCAAUUCACUUUAUGAAGGUGAUCCCAUUUACAAGAUUAUCAAACAUCCAAAAUUCUUUGCAGGAGUUGUUAUUUUGUCAGUGUCUAUUGAGACGGUGUGUAUGGUGGUUGACCUCUACUGCGCCUAUAAUCCAAACAAUACAAUUAUCACUGCCGAACAAAAUGCGACACUCAUUAGAUUGUACAGUUCGUAUAGGUCAAUCAUGCUUGUACUCAUGUGUUUUGGAUUUAGUUUUGUUGGCUAUCUAAUCCAUCGAAAAGCCAAAAGACUUUCCUCUAGAAAUGUAAAUAGAUUUAGAAGAACUGGAUUGAUUAUUGGAAUGACAUUCUUGACUACUUCAUUGUUGAAUGUGUUGUUUGAUAUUGUUGAUUCGUCGUAUCCAACCGAUUCAAGGGUACCUAUUAUUUUCUUGGUGUUGGGGUCGUCGUGUUAUGGUAUUAUGGUGUUGGAGAAUCUCUUCUUUAUCUUUAGGUUUGCUCGUCACCAAGAAUCGAAUUUGAGCAAGUCUACAUCACAUAUUUCACUAGGUAGUAUACGUACGAUUAGAAAAGAUGGUAGUGCUGGUGAACUAAGUAUUAGUGUCAAUUCCCAACAACAACAGCAACAACAACAACAACAAGUACCAACAUUGACAUCUAGUCAAAGUACAGUCACUAGAUCAUUCUCUUCUUUGAGCUCGGUUGCCAACAUCUCUGAUUCUAAUCUUGCACACUUUAAAAGUGAAAAGACGAGGAAAAUUUUAGAUCGGGCCAAGGGAGAGACCAAUGAUGAAUGA